AAGGUGAAUAAAAUGUUGAUAUUGGCGGAGGGUUUUUUUUUUCCUCUUCACUUACCUACCUUCUUUUCAAACUAAUAUCGGAUGUCUCUGAAAAAAUUAAUAUCUUUGUAACAGAAAUGUCCUCUGCUAACGAGCUGAUUAUUAGAUAGAGGUUUCCUUAAGGUGUAGGUUUGCUUUUGAUUCUCUUUUGUGACUGUUUUUACAAAGAGAGAGAGAGAGAGAGAGAGAGAGAGAGAGAGAGAGAGAGAGAGAACACUGAACUUCCAAACUUUCAGAAUAGUUUCCUGUGCCAGCCGAUUUGUGUGUUGCAUUUUGACCCAAACCGAUUUUUACGCUGGGGACAAGGACUCCGAAGCGAGUUACUCAUUGCCUAAUUGUAUGCCGCCCAUCUAGACUAGGGUAAUUUUUGAUUGACCCCGGCCACAAAGGCGAACCAGGUCCAUUGUAGGCGGUGUUGCUCGGGCGUUUGAUGCUGGCUCCUGAUUUCCUGCCCUUUCCCCGAUGUUCAGUGCUCGCCCUGCAACUAACGAACCUUUCUCGCGGUGCCUUACCUUGCGAGGUAGGGAAGGGCAUCCAAAGGUUAGAAAAGGCAGGGGAGACAAAAGGCACCCUUCACCUGGGGCAGCCGGCGGGCAGAGAGGGAGAAAGGGGGGGGGCAGAUAGAGGUUGCCACGCUGCUGGGGUUGGCCAUCAAUGGAUGCAUCGGGUUUUACGGAUUCGCAUCUCUUUUGCAAAACAUGUGCGCGGGAGGAAGGGAGGGAGAGAGGGAGGGAAGCAGCGCACACGACUCGGAUAACAUGCGGGUCCCCUUGAUUACCCGUACAUUAUUUAGUGAAAUUUGAGGAAAUUGCGGUGUACACACAAAUCCGGUGAUCAAGCCCCGCGUCUGCCGAUUGGCUCAGCCGGUCACGUGGUCGCCUAACUUUAUUCAGUUGACAGCAAGUAGGAGGGCUCUCUGGAAGGAGAAAAAAAAGACAGCGCCAGAAAAAAUUAGUAAUUUUCUAUCUUCCGAAAUUAAUGGCCAUGAGUUCGUAUAUGGUGAACUCGAAGUAUGUGGACCCCAAAUUCCCCCCUUGCGAGGAAUAUUUGCAGAACAACUACCUAACCGAGCAAGGCUCGGAUUACUACGGCGCCUCGCAAGACUCUGAUUUCCAGCACCAGGGACUCUAUGCACGGCCAAACUACAGCGGGCAGCAGUCCUACAGCUGCAGCAAUGCCCAAGGCUCGGCGGUGCAGGCGCGGGGUCACGGACAGGAGCAACCCGGCCUGACGGGCCCCAUCCCCGGGCAAGGGGAGCACUGCCCCCCGCCCCCAGUGACUGCCCCCAGGACUUGCAGCCAGCAUCCAAAUCUCAAAAGCCCGAACGGGUCACCCGCAGCAGCAGCAGCAGCAGCCAAGCAGCCAGCCGUGGUGUAUCCCUGGAUGAAGAAAGUCCACGUGAACUCUGUAAAUCCAAACUACACAGGAGGAGAACCAAAGCGCUCUCGCACAGCUUAUACCAGGCAGCAAGUCCUUGAACUGGAAAAGGAAUUUCACUUUAACCGGUACUUGACCAGGCGGCGCCGGAUUGAAAUCGCCCAUACGCUGUGUCUCUCUGAGCGGCAAAUUAAGAUCUGGUUUCAGAACCGAAGGAUGAAGUGGAAAAAAGACCACAAAUUGCCCAACACCAAAGGCCGCACAUCCAGUUCCUCCUCCGCCUCCAGCCAUCACUUACAAACGGUUUCCAAGGAACACCACCAAACGGAUUUGACCACUUUAUAGAAAACUUGGAAGCAAGCCUUUUUCCCAGCGUUGGCUUCGGAAUUAGGCUGCCCAGGAUGUAGGCAGUCAAAUACAGGCGCUCACAAACACAUAAUGACACUAAUACUCAUCCUGGUGAAAGGGAAAGCAAGGUGUAACACUUUACAACUUUCCAAUGGGUCGCCUCCUGCUUUCUAAGACAGUGGAGACAAAUGUUACGGGGACCACAGGAGUGACGGAAGUCAACCUAAACAUUCAAACAAACAAAUUCUGCUUCCAGGUGGUGAGAAAGUGAUAUACUGUAUAUCUUAUCUGUCUAUAUAUAUAUGGAAAACAUAAAUAAAUCAAAUUAAUAUUUUUAAAUAAAAUUCCCCUGGCAGCAGACAGCUGGACGCUACUGCAGACAACCUAUUUGGGAUUGCCUUUAUAAUCUACCCGAAAGGGUUUGGGUAUUUGAGAUUAGCUGUUUUUGCCUGUUUUUUCAUUAUUCCAGGUUGUGGAGCAGGGCAGAUCCAAAAUUGACUUGAAAACAGGCAAAGGUUAUCUUUUCAUUUCUUUGAAUACUUUCAAUAAACAAUCUUAAAUUAAAAGCUUACCCAAUUCCUCUACCUUAGCAGGAAUAUCUUUAAACAAUGAAGUGAAACGGGUUAUUUUCAUGUGUUGGUGAUAUUGUAUUAGCCUAUGUAUUUAUUUGUUAGUUAGAAAAAGAAAAAAAAAUCAAACCAAAAAUAUAAAUAGAGGUAAAAACAAAUCUUACUCUCCCUCUCGCUGCUUGGAUUUUGUUUUUGAAAACUGAUUUCCUUUGCUGCUUUCCUUUCAGGUUUUUCUGUACAUAGGAAAUCUUUUUUCAGUUUUUCAGAUGAGAUAAAAAAAGAACCUGGGAUUUUUUUAAAAUUUGAAAUGGACUAAGUGUUCCCUUUUGUUCAUGGCUUGUACUUUAAGCCAAGAGAGGAAGAGGAGGAGGAGGAGGAGGAGGGGGAAAGUGGAUUAAAUCAACCACAAAAGCCAAGCCUCUCCCCCACCAGUGUAAUAAAUAUUCCACGUGAUCUGUGACCCUCAAAUUUAUUUUAUGUUCAUCCUAGAUUACUAUUUUUACUAGCUUCUUUUGAUUUAAUUUAUUGUGUUGGCAUUAAAAACAAAAGAACAAAAUAGAGAAAGAGUAGAUUCUAUGGUUUGGAUGGAAAGAUCAGUGCUUCCUUUUGAUUCAGAUGUAUAUAUACAAGAAGGUGGAUAUAUUUUAAACAGAUUUUCAACAUAAGGGCAGCUCUUACUGAGAGAAGAACAAAUGAGGAUAAACUUUGGCAGAAAUUCAUGUCUUUUGCACUGACGAGUAAGAUUUUUUUUAUUCUUUGCUUCUUCUUUUCUUCUUUGAAAAAAAAAAUCAGAUUUUGCCAAAAGAAUUUAAGCUCACACCAUGAUGAUAUAAAGGAAGAUUCCCCCCCCCCUUAAAAUCAUUUAUUCUUUCCAACCUAAUCUUGUGACAGGAACAAAGCAAAUGUUUCCCCUCUGCCCGUUUUCAGUUGGAAAAGCAGGGAGAAAGGUUCUGGGUUCAAGUAUUAAACUCACAGUCCCUCACGGUAAACUCACAGUUUAAAUUUUGUGCUUAAGCAUGUUUAUUUAUUUCCAAGGUAAAUUUGCUAGGUUUAAUGGAAUACGCAAUCUCAAAUUCUAUCAAUGGGGAAAGUUUUGAAUUCAGGAACCUCACGCUAACACACAGGCAUCUCAUUUGUUUCUUUCUUUUUUUUCCAGGCAGGCUGAUUUCUAAGCGCAUCCCUUGAUUUAAAGGAAAACAAUAAAAAUAAUAUUAGAGAAAGGGAAAGAAAAGGACAUUCCCCCCCCCCAAAUAAUUGACAUCCCAGAGAUCCACACUUAAUGUUAGUGGAUCUUAAGGGAAUAAACCUGGUAGUUAAAUUAUACCGCUUGCGGAUAGGAAAAUUUUAGGAUUAAUCUCCUAGCGGGCUCUUCCUUUCUCUCUCUUUUGGUGCCAGAGCCCCUUUCUUUGUCCUCUUUGAGCUGAACCUCCUCUUAGUCCCAGGCUCAGCCCCUAGCUCUGGCUCGCUCCGGUUUUUCUGUUGAAUAUCUGCCCGUCAUGAUAUUAAAGAUGGAUAUUUGGGCAUUAUUUGUGUCAUUGUCUCUAUGACAAAAAGCACCCCCGUCCAUUCAGGGGGAAGAGGACGCCUCCACGUUGAGAGGCUCAAAAGGUGCUUCUUUGCUCUCGCUCCCUUUUUCUUUUCUUCCUUUUUGUUUUUACUGAAGUUCGGCUCAACUGUAGAAACAGGUUCAUCCAGAGGACAAAUUUUCUAUGCGAUUAGCCUGUAUUGCAGCCUGGAGGAAUGACCUCUAAACCCUUAACCUCUUCGACCUGGAGGAGUCCCCCUUCCUUUUCGGCUGCCUAGCAAAGCCCAAGACUGCUUCAAACCCACUUGAAGUCUAAAUUCGGAGGUUCUUUCUUUCUUUCUUUCUUUCUUUCUUUCUUUCUUCCUUCCUUCCUUCCUUCCUUCCUUCCUUCCUUCCUUCCUUCCUUCCUUCCUUCUUUUUUUUUUUGAAAGCACCCGCCUAACUGCUGACUGGGGUGGAUUGUCUCUGGAUCCUUUUCAAAAAUCUCAUCCCACAAUUGUUUGAAUCUGGAGGGAGGGAGAGUUCACAUUAGGCCUGGUUUGAACCACUACUGCAGCCCUGUUCUGGCCUGAGCAGGAAACUGGCAGCCUCAGCUCCUUGGCAGCCUAAGCCUUUGCUUACUUACUAGCAGGCAAGUCCCCUCUGCCUUCAGCAGCCUAAGUCUUUUUUCAGUCUUGCUUCUUCUGGAGUCUCUUCUAAUGGGGCAUUCCCUCAGUAAGAGGUCUCAAUAUGAUUGCAUGGGAGGAAAUCUGGGAAAGGCGAGGAGGAGAACAAGGGAAACUUCUUUGGGGUUUUUGGGACACAAAACUGUUUCUCCUCCAAAUAGCUUAACAAGGGACGCCACUUUGCUGAAGAUAGAUUUUAACUUAAUCUUGUUUAGGACCACAGAUCCGAAGCCUAAUCCUAUCAUAUUUGUUCAGAAGUCAACUCCAAGGAUUAGGGCACUGCAAAGGACCGUUAGCGCAAGCCUUUAAGUCUGCUUUGCGUAACAGGACGAGGGUGAGGAAGGCUGUAAAAUUAAACACCCUAGGAAAGCUAUAUUCCUUCCCCCGCUGCUGCCCCCAUCUUCCCCACACACAGUGACACCUAUUUCCCAGUAAACAGGUUCUGAAGGGAACUGCUGUUGGGACAAAUUUUACUCCACUAUAUAGCCCAUCCCUCCCCAAACCCAUGAAUUGAAGAGGAUGCAGAAGGUGUGAAGAAAACAGUACUGGCCCAAGUCCUUUGUAAUGUUAAUGUCUUCUUGACAAAUGUUUAGUUCAAACUAAAGUUGACUUGAGAGAGUGUGUUUGAGUGCAGGGGAAUCCUCUUUGAGCUUUUUUUUUUUAAAAAAAGUCUUAAAUCUUGGUGGUAUGUAUGUUAGCGCACCCUUGAAAGGAAAUGAUAAAGUGGCCGAGUUUCAAAGGUUUUCUAUUUGAUGGCUCCACAUUGUAAACAUUUGGUCAAAAAUGUGAAUGAAAAUGCACGUGGGUGCCCACUGUUUACUUCCUACCAUCCUUUUUCACUGUUUCUGGGAGGGAGGCAGCAAAGGAGACUGUUCUGGCUGUGAGUUAAGCUGGGAUGGUACCUCCAGCAAAUGGAAGUUGAAGUCAUUUUCUUUCCGUUCGCAUAGGACUAUGCCUUUGGGUCCAACUGCAUUGUCCAACAAUCUCUGUUUACUAGAUUUCGCCAAUGUUUUGCUGCCUCUGAAUAAACAACUAUUUAUACAAACGGCUUUGAUAUCAUUAUUUGCAUACCCAGUUUUGAUGCACAGGCACACACAAAAUGUAAAGACCGG
Messenger RNA from Crotalus tigris (Tiger rattlesnake), 5635 nucleotides. RefSeq names its product homeobox D4 (gene HOXD4). Gene Ontology annotation, molecular function: DNA-binding transcription factor activity, RNA polymerase II-specific; RNA polymerase II cis-regulatory region sequence-specific DNA binding. The coding region runs from base 1018 to 1761 and encodes 247 amino acids. Lineage: Eukaryota; Metazoa; Chordata; Lepidosauria; Squamata; Viperidae. The transcript is spliced from 2 exons. Gene Ontology annotation, biological process: regulation of transcription by RNA polymerase II; embryonic skeletal system morphogenesis; anterior/posterior pattern specification. The record is from RefSeq and is a predicted model, not a curated record. Gene Ontology annotation, cellular component: nucleus.